UCCGGCUUUUCAGGGGGACACGUGUCCGAAGAGAAUCGCCCGCUCACUGGCCUGGCAGCCGCGCUUGCUGGAGCCAAACUGCGGAAGGUCUCACGGGGUGAAGAUUCCUCCAGUUCAAGUGGAGGAGGAGGCGGCAGCUCUGCUUCAUCUAAAACAGACAGUGGCCGUGGAAAUGGACCCCUUCCCUUGGGAGGCAGUGGGCUGAUGGAAGAAAUGAGUGCCCUGCUGGCCAGGAGGAGAAGAAUUGCUGAAAAGGGAUCAACAGAACAAGAGCAAAAAGAUGAUAAGACUGAAGAAGCAGAGUCUUCAACAUCUAAGGUUUCUUCAACAAGCACACCUGAACUAACAAGAAAGCCUUGGGAAAGAACAAAUACAGUGAAUGGAAGCAAGUCGCCUGUUAUCUCCAGACGGGAAUCUCCGUGGAAAAAUCUGCUUGCUUCUGAAAACAGGUUCUAUGAUUCAUUAAACAGACCAAAAUCUACACCAACAGGGCAACCCAGUGCCAAUGGAGUACAGUCAGAAGGUCUAGAUUACGACAGAUUGAAACAGGACAUUUUAGAUGAAAUGAGGAAGGAGUUAACGAAAUUAAAGGAAGAACUCAUUGAUGCUAUCAGACAGGAACUCAGCAAGUCAAAUACUGCAUAGAAAGACUAGUACUAAGCUGAUGUGACUCUUUAACUUGGUGUAAAACUGACUACAUUUUGUGAGCUGUUUGAAGAAAAUGGAGACAGACAGACACUUGGAAGGAGGGAGAAACAACCUAUUCUGAAAAGCUUCAGACACAUCACUCUGAUGACAUGCUAUUCCCCUCCUAGUUUGCAGCUUUUUUUCUGACCUUUACAGCGGGGUGGAAAAGACUCUUAAAGUUACUGUAAUGGUUAUGCAGAAAUUCCUACACCUAUCAGACAAGAUCACAGUGCUUUGAAGUCUACUCAUGUCAAGAUAAAAUUGCACAUGUUUCAGAAUUUGUUAAGACAAAAAACAGGGAAAAGCUUGGGAAGGCUUUUCAGAGAGGUUUUCUUUAUUAAUGAAGGAGUUAGCAAGUUAUACUGUUGUACUUCAAAUGUAUCUCAGGUUUGUCUUCCUAUCAUAUCUGAUAUUUCCAUGAAUAAUUUAAAAGAUCAGAUGUGUAGAAGUUCAGUUCACAAAACAUGGAACAGUUAGAAAUGUGUGCUUUUAAAGGGCAAUAUUUGUAAGAGGGUGACCUAGACAGUGAUGAAAUAUCAAGAUUUUGGAAUUUUAUGAUAGGAAGCCUCUCUAGUUAGCCUUCAUGCAAUUUUAUAGGAAAAUAAAAAAA
Molecule: messenger RNA, 1297 nt
Organism: Merops nubicus (carmine bee-eater)
Lineage: Eukaryota; Metazoa; Chordata; Aves; Coraciiformes; Meropidae
Product: protein enabled homolog
Exons: 9
Biological process (GO): actin polymerization or depolymerization; actin polymerization-dependent cell motility; axon guidance
Molecular function (GO): SH3 domain binding; profilin binding
Source: RefSeq, a predicted model, not a curated record